Penicillium salamii is the source of this 1233-nucleotide messenger RNA. Lineage: Eukaryota; Fungi; Ascomycota; Eurotiomycetes; Eurotiales; Aspergillaceae. The record is from the annotation of a GenBank genome assembly.
AUGCCUGGAUGGCACUGCGCAGGAUGCCACAACUGUUCGCAGCGUCGAAUAAAUUGUGAUCGCAAUUCACCAUGUCAGAAAUGUAUAAAGAAGGGAAUUGAGUGCUGGGGCUUGGGUGUCAGGUAUAGGUUUAGCAAUGGUGUUGCCUCGAGAGGGAAGUUAGCUGGAAAGACCAUUCCCGUGACCGAUGACGAGUUCGCUGGUCCCAAUACUAUCACCGAUAAGAAGCCUGAUGAGGCUUCAACAACACAAACUCCUAUGUCACUUUUGGAAUACUCACUGGAAGAUCUCAUGACGUGCCAUAUCGAUCACCUCGACCAACAAGCGAGGUUUCUUCUUGAAUACUUUUCCCAGAAAGUAGCUCCAGCAAUGGUAGCGAUUGAUAUCAAAAAUGGCUAUCGCGAUAUUCUCCUUCCACUUUCAGAACACGACGAGAUCACGAGGAAUGCCAUGAUUGCCGCGUCGGCAUCUCACCUCUCUCACCAACAUCCGGACUCGAAAUGGCUGUCAGUGGCUCGAAAACAUCACACGGCAGCCAUUAAAGGUCUCCAGCGUGAUGGUAGUACCGGAGCAAAUACGUUUUCAGAUUUGGCCACCAUGGUCAUUCUGCUGAUCGAGGAAAUGGUAUCUGUUGGCGAAGACUAUAUCAUUCUCCUUAGAAUGGUAAGGAGUUUCGUUUGCUCUCGUGGUGGCGAUAAGAAGAUAGAACAGAGUCCAAUAGGACGGUUCUUGAUACAACAAAUCAGGAAAAUGACAUUGUACGCAGCGCCACUUGUAUCAGAGAUAUCUGCCACGAGCAGCUUGUCACACAUAUCAACCGCAGACAUCGCCAUUCUUUAUUGCUCACAAAUCGACUCAACAAAUGAAUCCAUCAUCGCAAAUGUUGCCGACCUCGUUCACCAGGCAAUGCACAUAUAUCUGUUGCGGGUGACCAAUAAUUCCGAAGAGGUUAUUGAAGAGCGAGUCCAGCAUUUUAUCGAUACCGCCUUAUUGUUUAACGCGACUUCCUUUGGUGGACAUGUUUUGAUAUGGCCUUUCUUCAUUGUUGGCGCGGAGUGUUCGAACACUCACCAUCAAGAGUUUAUUGUGACCCAGUUGCAAUGUCUCUGGAAAAGUACUGGAUUUGCGAACAUUUUAUAUGCGAUUUCCUUUCUGGAGAAGGUUUGGCAGAAUUUGUCGAGAGAGACUUGGCCAAGUAUGUUGGUUAAACAUGUUGAGGGCUUUAUUAUGUGA